UGCACCACGGACGCGCCCACCUGUUCUUCUUCCGACUCCUUUUGCUGCCGUGCCUCGCCGUACAUACUGUAAACUUGUCAAGAUGCGGGACCGCUGAUUGGCGCUUGGCGCGUAGUCUUCGGCGCACUCCCGCUCCCACAGGCUUCGGCCAGAAAGGAGCCAGAACGGGCGAUGCAGCGCCCAUCGUCAUCCAUUACCGCUCGCCAGCGCUCCUCCAAGCCGCACCACCCGCAAUGGCGCUUCACAUGCGCGACAGAACAUGCGAAGAGGAGCGCACUGCGGCCUCCUGCUUACCAGUCCAGGCAUGCAUGUGGCAGCACAAAGGCGCGCUUUCAGCCCUUGUCCGCAGCCCCCCCGUGGCGCCGCUCUCGCGCGAGAUUGUCGCUCACGCCCAGACAUCUCGGCGCUCCAUACAUAUCAACUUCCAGUCCCUGCGCCCAUGAACCCUUUCCCCCGUCCUCCCCCGUCCUCCCCCGUCCCGCUCACCAUGGCCGCCCUCUCGCUACAGGGCGUCCGCAUCGUCCAGGUCCUCGUCGCCUCCACUGUCGUUCUCAUUCUCUUUCUGACCGUCAGCCAUUAUGGCGCCGAUUCGCUGAAGAACAGCGGCAUCGCCGACCAUGUCCCCAACGUCGUGCCCGACAAGCUGUCGAAACCGAGUCUGCCCUUCACCUCCGAGGCCCCGCCGGAGCCGCAGCCUGCGAAUGAGACGUUGAAUUUCCAGGAGAUCAUCUACGUGAGCAUGCCGUAUCGGACCGACAGGCAGGAUGCACUGUCGCUCAUCGCCGCCGUUACCGGCCUGAAGCUCACCAUGAUUCCUGGCGUCAGAGCAGACGAGAUCCACCCGAAAGCCAUGCCGCCCCAUGUCGGAAACAACAAUAUGACCGGGACCCCACCGCUGGGUAUCUGGAGAGCCCACGCGAACGUCUGGCGAUACAUCAUCGACAACAACGUCCAGAGCGCCCUGGUUAUCGAGGAUGAUGUCGACUGGGAUGUGAAUAUCAAGCACAUUAUGGGCAUGUUGUCGUGGCAGAUGCGCUACAACAACACCAUACGCUGGGGCAAGGACAACGUGCAAAAGGGCUGGGACGAAGAUUGCCCAUACGGCUGCGACUGGGACGAGCUCUUCGUCGGCCACUGCGGCGGCAAGCCCAACCAGAACCGCCUCGAUCUGCACCAAGUCUACGCCGAACCCCACUCGCCCAAACUCGACGUCCUGCAAAACUGGGCCAAGAAGGAAAUAACCCAAAUCUGGAACCUCACCGAGUCGGAAGGCCACCGCGUCCUCGCCCCCACGUAUGAACCCAUCUGCCUCAUGGGCUACGGCAUCUCGCGCAUGGGCGCUAUGCGCAUGCUGUACCAGAUCGGCGGCUGGCGACCCUUUGGAUAUCCUGUGGAUAACGAGUUGGCAUGGCGGACGAGUGAGGGCGUGAUAAGCGGGUACACCAUGAUGCCGCCGGCCUUUACAAGUUGGAGAGUCGGCGGCAGCCAAGACUCGGAUAAUGACGUGGGAAUGAAUUCCCAGGAAGUUCAAUCGCAGGGCAAUAUGGGCGGACACAGCGAGAAUUUGAAGAACUCGGUGAGGAAACAUCUCGCCGAGUACUUCAAGAAGAACUAUUGGGAGGACAUGGCGAAUGAGAUUCGCUGAGCUUGGAGCAUUUGCAUUGGGAGGAGUUGGGAGUCCGGUCUUACGCCUGAAGAGGGUGGUUGUCUGCGUUCGAGCGGGCGUGUGUAACAAUAUCUUCUGCAUAGACAUUAAAAUACCCAAGUCAAGUUGUGUGUUUCUAGGGCGCUGCCCCAGCCUACCUCGUGCACUCCUGAUUCGAUUAGCGGCGCUCAGUAU
Messenger RNA from Trematosphaeria pertusa, 1840 nucleotides. RefSeq names its product glycosyltransferase family 25 protein. The record is from RefSeq and is a predicted model, not a curated record. Bases 260 to 1645 code for a protein of 461 amino acids. The transcript is spliced from 3 exons. Lineage: Eukaryota; Fungi; Ascomycota; Dothideomycetes; Pleosporales; Trematosphaeriaceae.